AAAAUUUAAAAGCGUCGGCGGUGGAAGCAGGAGUGGGGCGGAGCCACACAGCUUGGCGGCUGGGUGAUGAGCAGGGGAGACUUGGAGCCGGGCAAUCUCAGUUUUCACUUCUCCAAACCGGGUAUGAUGCCCACACUGGGAAGAGUCCUGUUGAAGAGCAGCGUCUCUGAGGCCCACAAGGCUUUCGGAGCGAGCCGGUGAGACUGCUCGUGGAAGAAGAGAGCCUGCACCGUCCGCCAUCCGGGGAAGCUCGCCAUUGCUAUGGAUACCGAAUCCACAUAUUCUGGAUAUUCCUACUACUCAAGCCAUUCAAAGAAAUCUCACCGGCAAGGGGAAAGAACACGAGAAAGACACAAAUCUCCACGGAGUAAAGAUGGCAGAGGGUCAGAAAAGUCUGUCACUAUCCAGGCUCCCACUGGAGAACCCCUGCUGGCAAAUGACUCUGCCCCCACAGGCGCAGAGGAAGUUCAGGAUGACAACUGGGGAGAGACCACCACGGCCAUCACGGGCACCUCGGAGCACAGUAUAUCCCAAGAGGACAUUGCCAGGAUUAGCAAAGACAUGGAGGACAGCGUGGGGCUGAAUUGUAAGCGCUAUCUGGGCCUUACUGUCGCCGCCUUCCUUGGACUGCUCGUGUUCCUCACCCCCAUCGCCUUCAUCCUGCUGCCCCCAAUCCUGUGGAGGGAGGAGCUGAAACCCUGUGGCGCCAUCUGCGAGGGACUCCUCAUUUCUGUAUCGUUCAAACUGCUUAUUCUGCUCAUCGGAACCUGGGCACUCUUCUUCCGCAAGCAAAGAGCAGACGUGCCGCGGGUAUUUGUGUUCCGAGCCCUUUUGUUGGUCCUCAUCUUUCUGUUCGUGGUCUCUUACUGGCUUUUUUACGGGGUCCGCAUCUUGGACUCUAGGGACCAGAAUUACAAGGACAUCGUGCAAUAUGCCGUCUCCCUCGUGGACGCGCUGCUUUUUAUCCACUACCUUGCCAUCGUCCUGCUGGAGCUGCGGCAGCUACAACCUAUGUUCACACUGCAGGUGGUCCGCUCCACCGAUGGAGAGUCCCGCUUCUACAGCUUGGGACACCUGAGCAUCCAGAGAGCAGCCUUGGUGGUUCUGGAGAAUUACUACAAGGACUUCACCAUCUACAACCCCAACCUUCUAACGGCGUCCAAAUUCCGAGCAGCUAAGCACAUGGCUGGCCUGAAAGUCUACAAUGUAGAUGCUGCCCUUAUGGCCAAACUGAAACUUUAUGUCGCAGAUGGGCCCAGCAACAAUGCCUCUGGUCAGUCCCGAGCCAUGAUUGCUGCAGCGGCCCGCCGCAGGGACUCCAGCCACAAUGAGCUGUAUUAUGAGGAGGCUGAACAUGAGCGGCGGGUGAAGAAGCGGAGAGCAAGAUUGGUAGUGGCGGUAGAGGAAGCCUUCAUCCACAUCCAGCGUCUCCAGGCUGAGGAGCAGCAGAAGUCUCCAGGAGAGGUGAUGGACCCCAGGGAGGCAGCUCAGGCCAUCUUCCCCUCCAUGGCCAGGGCGCUGCAGAAGUACCUGCGCACCACGCGGCAGCAGCACUACCACAGCAUGGAGAGCAUCCUGCAGCACCUGGCCUUCUGCAUCACCAACAGCAUGACCCCCAAGGCUUUCCUUGAGCGAUACCUCAGCGCGGGUCCCACCUUGCAGUAUGACAAGGACCGCUGGCUCUCAACACAGUGGAGACUUAUUAGUGACGAAGCCGUGACGAACGGGUUACGGGAUGGAAUCGUUUUCGUCCUUAAAUGCUUGGACUUCAGCCUCGUAGUCAAUGUGAAGAAAAUUCCGUUCAUCGUACUCUCUGAAGAGUUCAUAGACCCCAAAUCUCACAAGUUUGUUCUCCGCUUACAGUCCGAGACGUCGGUUUGAAAGGUCUAUAUUUGUGGCUUUAUGAGAAACAAAAGAAGAAUAUAUAGAGAUAUAUAUGUCCUGGGGGGGGGGGGUCCUUUUAUAAAGAUUUUUUUUUUUUAAUUUUUCAAUGCUGACUGAAGCUGGCAGAUGAUAGACCAGUAUCCUUCGACCAUCUGCACUUUAUUUGGAAGGAAGCAGAUGUCCACCCCGACAGCGACUGGUGGCGUCUGACGUUAAUAGAUGGGACUUCUGAAGAAACUGUUCCCCGGAGUUCCUGUGACAGCUGUAAACCAAAGCGGAGCUGCUGUGUCCUUGGGAGCCUCGCCUUACUGGUCCCUGCCUGUCGCCCCGCUACCAUGUCCCCCUGUACUUCUGGCCGACCCCUUCAUACGUUCUAGGGUACUCAGUUUGUCCUGCUUCAGGAAACUGCACAUCCACACGUGUGUUUGCGCAUGUAAUUAUCCAUAUCACUACACCGUCCUGGGGAGGGGUGGGCAGUCCGGGAAGUACCCACCCACCAGCAUCUGUUCUUUGUUGCCUUAAAUUCUGCAGAGAAAGAGCCUAACGUAAACCGUGCACUGCCGGGUUGCAGCUGCUCGGUGAUUGGCUUUCUCUUUUCCAGAUGGAGAGAGCUACCUGCCCUGUUUCUGGCCCUGUUCCUCUAAUAGGCCUGAGGCAGGUAGCCUUUCCCUAAGCCUGGGAUUGACCACCUGAACUCCACUGUAGCCCGUGUUGAGCACCCCAGACCACAGCCCCACCUGGUGAGCGGCCCUGGAGGCUACCUCUGCCCUCCAGAGCUUUUCCAGGGUGUCCACAAACUCUUUGCACAGCCUUAGCCUCUCCUGCAGAGUCUUUUUCAGAAGUAGGGUAUGACCCAGGGGAGCCAUUUGGCUGCAGAGCCCCCUUAGGCUGCAACAAGAGCCCCUGCUUCCUUAGCCCUGCUUCUCCCAAACCAGGAGAGACCAACACUGUGACUCCCAGUUGGCAGGUGCCCCUUGGCACCAUCCACUUUCCCAGGGAGACGGGUACUCACAAAGCUCAUGUGCCAAGCUGCCCUAUCACAGGAGACCAGACAAUGCCCACACGCUGGUACCUGCUGCUGUCCCACCUCUGUGGUUUGUGACCACCAUCACUGUGCAAUGUACUGCAAGGAAAGGGGUACUCUGCCCUUAAUUAUUGGUCAGGAAGAGAAAGGGAAAGGGGGUGCUGGGAAAAGGGAGAGUGGGGGGUGGUCAGCAUUGCAGUCCGGGAGGCCUCUUCUGUCAGCUAGUUUUGUAACUGGUUUCAGGGGACUGUCCCUCAAUAUCCUCUUUGUAGACGUAGGUGCCUCCUGGCAGAACCCUGUGCCGGGGAAUGCCCACGGAGCCAUGUCCUGAAACCUUAAAGUGGGGUGUCUCGGUCUCUGUUUGCCUUCCUGUAUCUGAAGCAAUGAUUCCCCAAGUAUUCACUCUUUGCUUUCCUGGCUUCAGGGAUCUGGUUUCAGGGAAGGAGAACACUGUCACCAUGCCCCUUGUCCCUGCAUGUGUCCCUUCCUGUUUAUGCACUUGGUAAAUCACACUAUUUUAUCUGUCAUUUUUUUUUAAAAAAAAAAAAGGUCAAAAUUGGCUUGGGAUAUUUAUAAUAUAUCUGUACUUAGAAAAGCAAACAUUCUUCACUCACCAACUUUUAGCUCAGGAAGGUGUGUUGGGGAAGGAAAGGGAAUCACAUGGGCAAGGCAUAGAGCCAGGAGACCCCGUGUUAGUAGAACGGCUCUGUUUAGGAUACACAGAGUGGAACCAUGGUGCUUUGGUCUUAGUUUUUCCCAUUAGGUCCCUUCUGACUGGAAGUUCCUUGUGAUGUCUUUCUCAGGAAUAUUUUAGGAGGUAAGGUAAGGGGUGGGCAGUCUGUGAGAGACUGGCUGUGUAUGGAGGGUAAUGUCACAGGCUAGCUGCUCGGCCACGAAUACCGUGUGGCUCUAAGUGCCAUAAAUGUACAGAACGUGGAGUUAAAUGUAUCACUGCUCAUCAGUGCUUAAAAUACUGUGCUCCCAAUGCUGUCUUAGAUCCUGGCUCUCAGAGGGGUAAGUUGGAGCCGUGGUAUUGGUAUGUGCAUUUGCAGCAGGGUAAGAAAGGUUUAAAUUAAGGAAUUAAUUUAUUUUCUCUCCUGCCCCCUCUCCCUUUAUGACUCUUUGCAUAGUAGAAUUUCAGACUUCCUGAAAUUAUUGUUUUGGUUGUAAAUUGAAUAUCGAUUCUUUUUUUCAAAACGCGAAGUUUGCAUCGAUUCCUUCCCGAAGGAGAAACAAAAAUCAAAGGCAAAUUAGGCCCUUGUGCUCUUGCAUCUCAACAGCUUGAGUUACUAGCGAAGUGGGACCAUGUGAAUGAUCGUUUGGAUAAAAGCCGCGGAAAGAUGCAGAAAGCUGCAUCACACGAUUAAAGACAAUAAAUUUUUAGUUCAUUUCUUGGA
Myodes glareolus (Bank vole) is the source of this 4305-nucleotide messenger RNA. Lineage: Eukaryota; Metazoa; Chordata; Mammalia; Rodentia; Cricetidae. The record is from RefSeq and is a predicted model, not a curated record.